GCUCGGGGAGGCAGGCUCGGUGGGCAGGGUUUGCGCCAAGGCUGCUGCUUUAUAAGCAGCCGGCAGCGGAGGCAAAGGCAUCUCGCAAGGCACCGAGCGGGCCCCCCCCCAGCAGGCCCUUGCACCGUUCCCGUCGCGAUGACCCCGGCGCUGGGGCUGCUGCUGGGGCUGAGCCUGGUGGGUGCCCUUCGGCCUGGCCUUGAGCCCCCCCAGCAUAGCUCCAAUGAGGACGGGGCCAUCCUCUUCGCCAGCGACUACAACAGCACGGCCGAGCUCGUCCUCUACGAGAGCGUCUUGGCCAGCUGGAAUUACAACACCAACCUGACCGCCGAGAACGCUGCGCUGCAGGUUGAGGCAUCGCUGGAGGAGCAAAACUUCACAGAGCUGUGGGGGAAGAAAGCCAAGGAGCUCUAUGGCAGCAUCUGGAACAACUUCAGUAACCCACAGCUGAGGAAAAUCAUCGGCUCCAUCCAGACCCUGGGACCCUCCAACCUGCCCCUGGAGAAGAGAGAGCAGUACAACACCAUCCUGAGCAACAUGGACAAAAUCUACUCCACAGCCAAGGUGUGUCUGCCUAAUGGCACCUGCUGGGACCUGGAGCCAGACCUCUCGGACAUCAUGGCCACCUCCCGCAGCUACAAGAAGCUGCUGUACGCCUGGGAGGGUUGGCACAACGCCGCGGGCAACCCUCUGCGUGCCACCUACGAGGAGUUUGUGAAGCUGAGCAAUGAGGCCUACAAGAUGGAUGGAUUUAACGACACAGGCAGCUACUGGCGCUCCUGGUAUGACUCAGCCUCCUUUGAGGAUGACCUGGAGAAGAUCUACAACCAGCUGGAGCCACUCUACCUCAACCUGCACGCCUUUGUCCGGAGGAAGCUCUACGACCGCUAUGGCCCCAAAUACAUCAACCUGAAGGGUCCCAUCCCUGCUCACCUCCUGGGCAACAUGUGGGCUCAGCAGUGGAACAACAUCUAUGACCUGAUGAUCCCCUACCCUGACAAGCCCAACCUUGAUGUCACAAGCACCAUGGUGCAGCAGGGCUGGAAUGCCACCCACAUGUUCCGGGUCUCUGAAGAGUUCUUCGUCUCCCUGGGGCUGCUGAAGAUGCCCCCUGAGUUUUGGAAGGAGUCCAUGCUUGAGAAGCCAGCAGACGGGCGGGAGGUGGUGUGCCACGCUUCAGCCUGGGACUUCUACAACCGCAAGGACUUCAGGAUCAAGCAGUGCACAGCAGUGACCAUGGAGCAGCUGUUCACAGUGCACCACGAGAUGGGCCACAUCCAGUACUACCUGCAGUACAAGGACCUGCCUGUGUCCUUCCGCAGCGGGGCCAACCCUGGCUUCCACGAGGCCAUCGGCGAUGUCAUGUCCCUGUCUGUCUCCACCCCCAGCCACCUCAAGAAAAUUGGCCUCCUCAGCAGUGCCACUGAGGACACAGAAAGCAACAUCAACUACCUGCUGAAGAUGGCCCUGGAGAAGAUUGCCUUCCUGCCCUUCGGCUACCUCAUCGACCAGUGGCGCUGGAACGUCUUCAACGGCCGCACGCCCCCCAGCCGCUACAACUACGACUGGUGGUACCUGAGAACCAAAUACCAGGGGAUCUGUGCUCCAGUUCCAAGGAAUGAAAGCAACUUCGACCCUGGAGCAAAGUACCACAUCCCUGGGAACACUCCUUACAUCAGGUACUUUGUGAGCUUCAUCCUCCAGUUCCAGUUUCACCAGGCACUGUGCCAGGCAGCCAACCACAGCGGUCCCCUGCACACCUGUGACAUCUACAUGUCCAAAGAGGCUGGAGCCAAACUCAGGGAAGUGUUGAAAGCUGGGUCUUCCAAGUCCUGGCAGGAAAUCCUCUUCAACCUCACUGGCACAAGCAAUAUGGAUGCUGCACCCCUCCUGGAGUACUUCAGCCCUGUCACCAAGUGGCUUCAGGAGCAGAACAACAAGACCAACGAGGUGCUGGGCUGGCCUGAGUUUGACUGGCGUCCCCCUGUCCCUGAAGGUUACCCUGAAGGCAUUGACAAAAUAACAGAUGAAGGACAGGCUAAAGAGUUCUUGGCCGAGUACAACAGAACAGGGGAGACAGUGUGGAAUGCCUACACCGAGGCAUCCUGGGCCUACAACACCAACAUCACUGACCACAACAAGGAGAUCAUGCUGGAGAAGAACUUGGCCAUGUCCAAGCACACCCUUGAGUAUGGCAUGAAGGCCAGGCAGUUUGACCCCACCGAGUUCCAGGACCAAAGUGUCACUCGCAUCCUCAAGAAGCUGAGUGUCUUGGAGAGGGCAGCUCUGCCUGAGGAUGAGCUGAAGGAGUACAACAGCCUCCUCUCAGACAUGGAGACCACAUACAGUGUAGCCAAGGUCUGCAAAGAUGAAGAAAAUUGUCUGCCCUUGGAUCCUGACCUCACAGACAUCAUGGCCAACUCCAGGGACUAUGAUGAGCUGCUCUUUGCCUGGAAGGGCUGGAGAGAUGCCUCUGGGAAGGAGAUCAGGAGCAACUACAAGCGAUACGUGGAGCUGAGCAACAAGGCAGCUGAGCUCAACGGUUAUGCAGACAAUGGAGCCUUCUGGAGAUCCCUGUAUGAGACACCCACCUUUGAGGAGGAUCUGGAGAACUUGUACCUGCAGCUGCAGCCCCUGUACCUCAACCUGCACGCCUACGUCCGCCGAGCCCUGUACAGAAAGUAUGGUGCAGAGCACAUAAACCUCAAGGGUCCCAUCCCUGCUCACCUGCUAGGCAACAUGUGGGCCCAGUCAUGGUCCAACAUUUUUGACCUAGUGAUGCCUUAUCCAGAUGCUACCAAGGUGGAUGCCACCCCAGCCAUGAAACAACAGCAAUGGACACCCAGGAGGAUGUUUGAAGAAUCGAAUCGUUUCUUCACCUCUCUGGGCCUCAUCGCCAUGCCCCAGGAGUUCUGGGACAAGUCCAUGCUUGAGAAGCCAGCAGAUGGGCGGGAGGUGGUGUGCCACGCCUCAGCCUGGGACUUCUACAACCGCAAGGACUUCAGGAUCAAGCAGUGCACUGUGGUGAACAUGGACGACCUAAUCACAGUGCACCACGAGAUGGGCCACGUCCAGUACUUCCUGCAGUACAUGGACCAACCCAUCUCCUUCCGUGAUGGGGCCAACCCUGGCUUCCACGAGGCUGUUGGAGACGUCAUGGCUUUGUCUGUCUCUACCCCUAAACAUCUGCACAGCAUCCAGCUGCUGGAUGAAGUCACCGACAACGAAGAAAGUGACAUCAACUACCUGAUGAGCAUUGCCCUGGACAAAAUUGCCUUCCUGCCCUUUGGGUACCUCAUGGACCAGUGGCGCUGGAAGGUGUUUGAUGGGCGGAUCAAGGAGGAUGAGUACAACCAGCAGUGGUGGAACCUCAGGUUGAAGUACCAGGGCUUGUGCUCACCAGUACCAAGAUCUGAAGAUGACUUUGACCCUGGGGCAAAGUUUCACAUCCCUGCCAACGUCCCCUACAUCAGGUACUUUGUCAGCUUCGUGAUCCAGUUCCAGUUCCACCAGGCCCUCUGUGCAGCAGCUGGCCACAGCGGUGCCCUGCACAAGUGUGACAUCUACCAGUCCAAGGAGGCUGGGAAGAUCUUGGGGGAUGCCUUGAAGCUGGGUUUCAGCAAACCAUGGCCUGAAGCCAUGAAGCUCAUCACUGGGCAGCCCAACAUGUCAGCUGAAGCCCUGAUGAGCUACUUUGAGCCGCUCAUGACGUGGUUGGUGAAGGAGAAUGAGAAGAACAAGGAAGUGCUGGGCUGGCCUGAGUACAGCUGGACUCCUUACACAGCCACUCCAGUUCAAGACCGAGCUGAUUUCCUGGGCAUGUCCUUGACCAAGAAUCAAGCCACAGCAGGCGGCUGGGUCUUGCUUGUCCUGUCACUCAUCUUCCUGGUCACCACCAUCUUCUUUGGCAUCAAGUUCUCCUCAGCCAGGAGGAAGACCUUCAAAUCCAGCUCAGAAAUGGAACUGAAAUAA
Molecule: messenger RNA, 3972 nt
Organism: Indicator indicator
Lineage: Eukaryota; Metazoa; Chordata; Aves; Piciformes; Indicatoridae
Gene: ACE
Product: angiotensin I converting enzyme
Biological process (GO): proteolysis
Cellular component (GO): plasma membrane
Molecular function (GO): peptidyl-dipeptidase activity; metallopeptidase activity
Source: RefSeq, a predicted model, not a curated record